CGUUCUUUCCCCUGAACUCUUGGUUAUCCAGUUCGACUAGUUAUACUUGUUGUUGUGAUUAUUUGGUAUAUUUUAAUAAUCACAAACAUGGUAAGCCCAAUUGGUGUGUAUAGCUCAGCCUCGGCGGGGUCGACUGAUCGGCUCCAACGCUGCCUGGUCACUCUCUUGUGGUUAGCUCUUAUCACUCAAGCCCAAGGAUCUACAGCCGACGUCGUGGUGGUGGAAUGUGAAGCGGAGUACGUAGAAGUUCGUCUCCCGAGAGAACUCAUCACGUCUCCAAUUAAAGUGAUCGAUGAGCACGGAUAUGCUUUGAAUGCCCACAGAAUCGCCACGAAGUGCGGCUACACGCUGUCGUCAGGCUGGGACAACACCCUGGUCUUCAGAACGACCUACCACAGCUGCUACGUGCAUGAGCAGAGUAAAGGCUGGUUCAGUUUCGUGCUGCAGGUAGAGGGCGCUCUCUUGCCAGUGACAUGCCGCCGCGGGGCGGGGCUGAGCCCACAGACCGGUGGCAACAUAAACAUCUGGGCGGUUGCCAAGACAACGAGAAACAUCUGGGGAGCAGCGAAUGUCACAUUCACAGCAUCGCCAACCGCAGCAAAGAGAGACAAGGAGAUUCCAGUAGUGGUUACUGAGGAGAACAUCUGGCCCAUCCGCAUCAGGGAGUUGAAGACUGCAGGUCCCCCUGUGGUCAGGUUCGUGACCCCAGAUGCAGGUUUCUGGGAGAUAAAGACUGAGCUGCCCAGAGUGACAGAGCUCCGGACCCUGAGCCAGGGGCUGCAGUGCGGGGCUGACGGUGUCCCUGCCUCUGAGUGCGUCCGCCUGGGCUGUGCCUUUGACUCUGUGCACCACAGCCCUCCCUGCUUCUAUAAAUACACAGGCUGCUCUCAGUCGGGUCACUUUGUCAUCCUGGUCAACAGCAGCUCCACGACCCCGCCCCUUCGACUGAAAACAGCACAUGUGUUGCAGGGUCAGGGGUCACAGUGCCAGCCGAAGUGGAUGACCUCUGAUCUGGCAGUGUUCCACUUCCCGGUCCGUGAUUGUGGGAGUGGAAAACUGCUCGCAGGAGACUCUGUCCUGUACGAGACGGAGAUCGUUGCUGAUCGGGAGCUUGUGACUGCGCUGAACUACGCUAUCAGUCGUGAUAGUGGGUUCCGGCUGCGUGUGCGCUGUGUGUAUCGGGCGAGCGGGACCGCGAGACUGGAGACCAUCGUCAACCCCCCACCCGCCUUCAAACCCAUCUCUGAACUGGGAACUGUGAGACUGGAGCUGCGCAUCGCAAAAGACGGCUCCUUCUCUUCCUGGGUCUCCCUUUCGGAGUUUCCCUUGGUGAAGGUGCUUUUAGACCCUGUCUUUGUGGAGGUCCGACUCGUUGACAGAGAGGACCCCAGUCUCGAGCUGCUAUUGGACAACUGCUGGGCGACCUCCGACCCCAAACCAGGGCAAGGGGCGCAGUGGCCGCUACUGAGGGACAGGUGCCCGUUUCUGAGUGAUAAUUACCAGACAGUGCUGCACGAAGUCGCAUUGAAAGCAGACGUGAAGUUCCCCUCGCACAACAAGAGAUUUGAGUUGAAAACAUUCACUUUCGUCAACCAGACCAAUGGUAUCCCCUUCAACUGGCAGUUGUAUAUCCACUGCAGUGCAGUGCUCUGUUCACCAGCAGGAGAUCCGAGCUGCCAAACGAACUGCAGCAGUUUAGCAAGGUCGAGAAGACGAAGAUUAUCAAAGCGAUCUCGCAGCCAAGGGAGUUCAGUUGUGGUGUCAUCGCGAGGCUCAAUAAGAUUUGUCCGCUCCACUCAUCGCCGAAGCAACCACAGAACGACACGCUCACAGCUCGACCACAGACCAGCUUGGUCCGUUCGACGGGUCAGUGCACUUUCCAUAGUGUCGGUGUCAUUGCUGGGGGUCAGCCUGGCCAUCUUUGGAAUGCAAUUCACACUGAGAUAUCGGCGAAAGAGGCACAGUGUAACAUCUCAUAUCUACCAACCAUGUUCCUAAUAAAAAAAUAAUAAUAAAAAAAAGAACUCCUGUCUUUUUAUUUAAUGGCUUUUAAGCCAUUCUAAAAUGAUUUAAUGGUUGGCUUUUUAAUAUUUAUCAAUUGAUAUUUCUCUCCCUAGUAUGAAGAGCUACAUAUUCCUGUUGGCUUGAACAUGUGUUUUACACAUUGAAACAAUAUGAAUUGAAUGUAGUGUAUAAAGAAUACACUGAGCUGCUUUGCACAGCUUGAGCGCCAGCGUUAUCAAGCUUGUACUUUGGUUAUCGGCUUCUUGGUGAUCAAUUGUGAAAUUUGCUUGGGGCUUCUGUGUUUGGGUUUCAUUAAUUAUAUUUCGGUGCUUAUUUUAGAGUUAUGCAAAUUAGGUUUUUUUUCGGGGCUUUAGUUUUUGAUUAUACUGUAUUAAAUUUAGUGUUUUCGGUUACUUUCCAAAAUGGGG
Messenger RNA from Acipenser ruthenus (sterlet), 2432 nucleotides. Its product is annotated as zona pellucida sperm-binding protein 4-like. The record is from RefSeq and is a predicted model, not a curated record. The coding region runs from base 88 to 1998 and encodes 636 amino acids. The transcript is spliced from 12 exons. Gene Ontology annotation, molecular function: acrosin binding; structural constituent of egg coat. Gene Ontology annotation, cellular component: egg coat. Gene Ontology annotation, biological process: prevention of polyspermy; binding of sperm to zona pellucida. Lineage: Eukaryota; Metazoa; Chordata; Actinopteri; Acipenseriformes; Acipenseridae.